Enterospora canceri is the source of this 2046-nucleotide messenger RNA. NCBI's taxonomy places the organism in Eukaryota, Fungi, Microsporidia, Enterocytozoonidae. The record is from the annotation of a GenBank genome assembly.
AUGAAACAGAGAAGUCAACUGAUGAAAGAGCAUCGGAUGAUGAACAGUGGGCUGAUUGGGAGGCAGAGUGGUCGAAGCAGAGGCAGCUUCGUUGACGAGAGGGUGGUUUCGAACAAAACGAGCAUCGAUGUCCUAGUUCGAAUCAGACCCAGUCAAAAUGCAAAUCCAGAAAUAGCCCACCAGGGUAACUCAAUUAGUGUCAGAAACAAACUGUUCUAUUUCAAUACCAUUUACACUGGUGAAACAAAUCAGGAGAUAUUCAGUAGCAAAAUAGCAGAUUUAGUCGACGUAUUCAGUCAGGGUGGAAAUGCAACUGUAAUCGCGUAUGGGCAGACUGGAAGUGGGAAGACUCACACGAUGUUCAGCAACAAGGAGGAUGUGGGAUUGGUCUAUCAGACACUUGCGUCUCUAGGAAGCAGAAUCCAUGACAUAGAAAUGUAUGAGAUCUACAAUGAGAAUAUUUACGACCUGUUGAAUGAGUACAACAAGUGUGAAAUAGGUGAAGGAGGAAUCAAGGGAAUCAGAAGACGGGUAGUAGAAGAGAAGGAAGAAAUGAGGGAGAUUGUUGAAGAAGGAAUGAAAUAUCGAACUACGAAAUCAACGUGUUUGAAUAGCUCAUCAAGUCGAUCCCAUUUGAUAUUGAGAAUAAGCAAUACGCCAAAUAGCAAUAAGAGUGGUGUAUUCACAUUCGUAGAUUUGGCUGGAUCAGAACGAACUAGUGUGACAAAUGAAGUAGGUGAAUCAGAAAGAAGAAAAGAGAGCAUUGAGAUCAACAAGGGGCUUCUUGCCCUUGGAAAUGUGAUCAAUACGCUUCAUUCAAAUCAGAGUGCCCUGAAUCAGUCAAUCUAUGUUCCAUAUAGAUCAUCCAAAUUGACUAGAAUUCUGAAGGAAUCAUUAGUUGGAAAUGUGCGAUUUAUUACCUGUGUGAGAAAGGACGUAUCAAAUACAUUCGAAUCAAGCAACUCAUUGACGUAUGCAGCACGAAUGAGCAGUAUCAAGGAGACAUUUACGAGAAAUAGGGUGGAUAUGUGUGAGACAGAGAUGUUGAAGAGGGAAAUAGAGAAGUACAAGAAGGAAGUAUGCGAAUUAAGGGAGUUUAUUAGGAAGAAUAUGGGUGAUAGGAGAAAUAUAGUGGAAAAUAAUAAGGUAGAAGAGAAGACUACUGAAAUAAGUACUUCUGAGAAUAUCAGUAACAAUCACCUUAGAAAACCAAUUAAGGUGGAAUUUGUUACUGAGCCAACUACGGCUGAAUUCAUCCAAAACAAGCACAUUGAUCCAAUAGCAACCAAACCAACACCAAUCAGAAUCACCAUUAGAGAUAUUGAUCAAUAUAAUGGUGGUCUAGUUGCAUACACUGACAGGUGUGAGUUAGUCAGAAUCACAAAUGGAUCCACUAUCACCCCAAUAUGCAAAACAAGUCUCACAGCACUCCUUGUCACUGAUGAAUUGAUCUAUAUUGGUAAUAGAAAUAUGCUACGAUCAAUUGGUACAGGUGGAAUGAGACUGAUACGUGUAUUCUCCCACAAAAUAUCCAAUAUAUUCCCAAAUCAGAAUAACCUGAUUAUCAAACUGUCAAAUAGAGUCAUAGAGUACGAUAUCAACCAUAAUACAGAAUCACUCCUAUACAGUGGAUCAAAUAUCAACCAGAUUGUGGUAUCAAAUGAGACAGUCUACUUCAUAUUUGAUAGACUGAUUGAAUACCGUAAUAAGAGAGAUGAAUCCAUUCCAAUCUACACCAGUACUACCAGAAUAAUCAGAGUACUCCUACUGAAUAGCACCCUGAUAUCAAUUAGUUCUACUAUUGCACUAAUUCAGAAUGAUAGAAUAGUGAGGGUGAUUGAAUCAGGUGGAAUAGUAGAUGGGUGUAUUGAUUCAGGUAGAAUAUUCACCCUAUCAAAAGAGUACGUUGAUGAAUAUGACAGUGAUAUGAUCAAAAUAAGGCGGUAUUCAAUACUACCCAACAAAUACAGUAGAAUCAGAGUAUGUGGCACCAAGAUGUAUUUAGUAGGAGACCAGACUGAUGUAGUUGAUCUCAUUGAUCUGUAG